Molecule: messenger RNA, 3915 nt
Organism: Phycodurus eques (leafy seadragon)
Lineage: Eukaryota; Metazoa; Chordata; Actinopteri; Syngnathiformes; Syngnathidae
Gene: arhgap42a
Product: Rho GTPase activating protein 42a
Exons: 24
Coding region: 444-3275 (943 amino acids)
Biological process (GO): signal transduction
Cellular component (GO): cytoplasm
Molecular function (GO): GTPase activator activity; protein binding
Source: RefSeq, a predicted model, not a curated record
UAACCAGCCGCCCUCCACCAGAGGCUCCUUUAGCUAGCAGCGUCACAUUCUUUUGCCAAGCGAUUCUUCUUGGAGUGAUUUUUCACCAAAGUUGCAACCUGCGCCUCCCUCACACUUCCAGCAUCUGCUAAGUUGUGAGCGAGGAAGCCUGUUAGAGCUUCCGCCAACCGGAGUUUGUCGUUCAUUUCCAUUUUUCUUUUUUUGUUGUUGUUUUUUUUUGGUUUCCAGGGUCUGUCAACGCCGCUCGAGUGUCCGGAAGUGGCGAGCGGAGCGAGGAGGGAGAGGAAAGAAGAAGAAAGAAAAAAAGCGGAGAAAAAAGGCAUGAAAAAAAGGGUCAGGCGCAGCACAAUUCUUACCCGAGCACUCACAGCUAUCCUCGGCGCAGUCUCGACCGGCGUCCUUUUCGGCGUAGUUUGUUUCGCGUCGCCGUCCGUUUAGCCAGGAUGGGUCUGCCGACGCUGGAGUUCAGCGACUCGUUCGUGGACAGCCCCGAGUUCCGAGAGAGGCUCCAGUGCCAUGAGAUCGAGCUGGAGAGAACCAACAGGUUUAUCAAAGACCUCAUCAAGGAUGGAAGCAUGCUCAUAUCGGCCCUCAGAAGCCUUUCUCAGGCGGUGCAGCGUUUCUCUCAGUCGCUGCAGGAGUUCCAGUUCGAGUGCAUCGGAGACGCGGAGACCGACGACGAGAUCAAUAUCGCUCAGUCUCUGAAGGAGUUCUCUCAGCUGCUGAGCACCAUGGAGGAGGAGAGAAAGCGUCUGAUCCAAAAUGCUGACGACGUGCUAAUCUCGCCGCUGGAGAGGUUUCGUAAGGAGCAGAUUGGAGCAGUGAAGGAGGGCAAGAAGCAGUUUGACAAGGAGACGGAACGGUACUACUCUGUGUUGGAGAAACACCUUAGCCUGUCCUCCAAGAAGAAAGAAUCGCAGCUACAUGAGGCUGACUCGCAGAUGAGCAAAGAUCGGCAGGUGUUUAACGACGCCUCACUGCAGUACGUCUUCAAGAUCCAGGAGGUGCAGGAGAGGAAGAAGUUUGAGUUUGUGGAGCCGCUGCUGGCCUUCCUGCAAGGCUUGCUGACAUUCUACCACGAAGGCUACGAGCUGGCAAGCGAGUUUGAACCCUACAAACAGCAGCUGCAGUUCAACCUGCAGAAUGCCCGGAAUAACUUUGAAAGCACCCGAGCUGAAGUGGAGCGGCUGAUGAAGAGGAUUCGCUCGGCCGAGGAGGACUUCAAAGCCCCUGGUUGCUUCACCAUGGAGGGCUACCUUUACAUACAGGAGAAACGUCCGUUGGGAAGCGUGUGGACUAGAUACUACUGUACGUAUGAGAAGAGCUCCAAGAUGUUCACCAUGAGCAACACUGAAGCCCGACCGGCCAGCAGACAGAACGGCGUGCUGAACGGGACGCCAGAAAUGUUCAAACUUCGCUCGUGCGUGCGAAGAAAGACCGACUCCAUCGACAAGCGCUUCUGCUUUGACAUCGAAGUGGUGGAGAGACACGGCGUCAUCACUCUGCAAGCACUCUCAGAGGCCAACAGGCGAUUGUGGAUGGAGGCCAUGGAUGGGAAAGAACCUAUCUACACUCUGCCGUCGCUACUCAGCAAGAAGGAAGAGACGUUCCUCAACGAGACAGGCUUCAGCUUUGUGAGGAACUGCAUCGAGCUGGUAGAAACGAGAGGCCUCAACACUUUGGGCCUGUACCGGACCGGGGGAGUUAACUCUAAGGUUCAGCGGCUGAUGACGAGCGUGUUUGCCUCCACUUCUUCUUCAGAUGUGCGGCUUGACGCAGAAGCUUGGGACAACAAGACCAUCACCAGCGGACUGAAGAAUUAUUUUAGGUGCUUGGCAGAACCCGUGCUGACGUACAGACUGCACAAGGAAUUCAUCAAGGCUGCGAAGUACGAUGACCAGAAGCAUCGCGUAAGGGCAAUCCAUGCGCUGGUCCACAAGCUCCCGGAGAGAAAUCGAACCAUGCUGGACCUCCUGACGAAUCACCUCCUCAGGGUGUCAUCCCACUGCGCACAGAACCUGAUGACGGUGUCCAACCUGGGCAUGAUCUUCGGUCCCACACUGAUGAGGUCGCAGGAGGAGACGGUGGCCGCCAUGAUGAACAUCAAGUUCCAAAAUAUCGUGGUGGAGAUCAUUAUUGAGAACCACGACAAGAUAUUUGGAGAGGCUCCUGACCUGUCGCUGCCAUUACCUCCGGCGCCAUCCUCUCGGGCAACCCCUCGGCGCAACAAGGCCAUCUGUCUGUCGUCGGGGAAGAGAAAGGCCCGCCUCUACCCACCUGCUCUCUGCCUGGCAGACAACGACAGUGACUCCUUCAGCAGCAGCAGCCCGGGCACUACCCCCAUGGGCAGCCAGGAGUCACUGUCCUCGCACUCCUCGGAGAAGAACGGCGCGUCACAGACGUCUCCUUCGUCCUCACCUCCCGCCCAGCUCAGCUCCUCAACUCAAGUCCAACCGCCUCCUUCCUGUUCCUCCAACGGAGACGAUAGAAAAUGGGCGACAGACAAGGAGACGGCGUCCGUGGCAUUGUCCGUGUCGUCAUCGGUGCCGUCUCUUCACUCCGCGGCUGAGCGGACGGAAUCCACGGUUUCCCUGUCCUCCGCCAAAGAGUCCAGAUCUCUUUCCUCCUCAUCCACCGUGCAGCUCUGCUCCUCCGGAUCCCCAGCCAGGGAGGCUCGAUCGGUUCCCAGGGCGUCGUCCGUCUCGUCGCUGAAGAGCGCCCAAGACAAGACGAAGGAAUCUUCGUCGCGUCCUCCUCAGCAGCACCGGACAGCGGCGUACAGGACGGCCUCCUCAUCUUCGUCCUCGUCUUCGUCCUUGUUCCCAUACCCGCUGUCCACCUCGUCCUCACUCACCUCUCUGCAUAUCUCAGAAGACUACAGAAGCUGUCACGGCUCCGUGCAGAGUUUAGCGUCGCUGGAUCCGCGAGAGGCUACGCGGACGCGGAAGAACUCCCACCUACGACGAGGCACCAACGUCCUGACCGCACAUUCCUCGUCCACUAACGGCUACCAGAGGCCUGGAUUAGUGUUGUCCAUCCAGGCACAAAAACAGCAACGUGAAAGUUCUCUGUUCUCCUCGGCUUUGGACAUUUGUGGUUCCGGAAGGGACGCGAAAGCUUUGUACUCCUGCGAGGCCGAGCACAGCCACGAGCUAAGCUUUCCACAGGGGGCACUCUUUUCAAAUGUGCAUCCGUCGGUGGAACCGGGCUGGCUCCAGGCGACCUACCAGGGAAGGACGGGCCUAAUACCCGAGAACUACAUCACAUACACCUGACUGUCUGUGAUGGUAUUCCUUCGCAUACUCCUGAACGUCUGUGAUGUCAUCACUCCGCUGCCUGACUUGAAGAAAUCCAUGAAGCAUAUUUGGUUUAUAUUGAAACACGUAGCUGAAAUCACUGAACAGUGCGUCUCGACUGAUUCUCAUGCAUUUACUGAAUUCGUCUCACUGCAGUGUUUUGUUUUACAAUUAAUUGUAAUAAUUUAAGUGUUUCUAUUGGUCCGGAACACUGUCAAUGUUCACACGUGGGAUAUGUGGAAGUGAACUGUUGUGUUGUCUUCCUACUGCUGCCUGAUGUUUUUUCAAGUCCUAAUAAAGGACUUGGACGUUCUUCAUCAAGACUUUGUGGAUUUUUUUUUUUUAUAUUUGUCUUUAUUUCGCUUGUGCAUGGUGGCAGUGAUUGAUCUGGCCUCUGUAUUUUUUUACUUUGUGGAUUAUUUCUACAUCCUGUGAUUGACAGUCAUCCACCCCACGGUGUACCCCACCUCUCACCCAAAGACCACUGGGAUAUGACCCAGUUUACCCGUCACACAGAAGAGGAUAAAGGCCAUUCCACCGAAUCAGUGCCGUUUGCUUAUUGUAACUCUCUCAAAAUAAACUUGAAUUUCUGUCUUUUCAAAACUCCAAAUCUGAUAAA